AUCCUUUUGUUGUCACGAAUCAAGGACCCACUGCUGUACUCUUGCGAACUAUCAAGACUCGGGAAUCUACAGCUGAGGUAUGCAUUUAAUACGUUAGCUUCAGUUACACCUCGAUUGAUUAAGAAAUGCCUUUGGCUUUAAUCGCUGGGAUCUCUUCUGACGAGCUUUAGAUCAGUCGAAUUCGCCACGAUCGUUUAUAUUUCGAGAUGGCAAGACACAAUUUUCAUCAGCUAUCGUACUCUGAUCGAAGAAAAAUCAAAACGCUGUGGGAGCAUACACUUCCGCGUCGAGGUUGUGGAUUAAUUGUGAAUGCGGAGGAAUAGUAAGAAAUGAUAUUUUUCCGGAUAACCGUCCGUACAAAUACCCUUACUUUUCUCCUUUUGUGUAACAGACGAAAUCUUAACUUUUUCACAGGAUUUCUGCUACAGUCUCAGUCAAAAUUCUUGGGACACUUUGCCAUUUGCAAAGGGAAUUUGCAUUAGAUACUUAAGAAUGUCAUACCUCUGAUCGUUGUAAUUAAUUAAUUCUACGCGUGUUAGUUAUCCGUGUGUGAUCAUUUGAGUCGGUUAACCGCUAAACAGUUCCCUUCGAUCUUCCCUUUCGCUUAUUUAUGCUGUUAAAGUUUCGUCGUUCGUUAUUUAAUAUUUCUUAUAACAAACGAUUGUUUAGAAUAAUUCCGUAUGCUUUGAAUGGUAGUUUUAAUCCUUGCGUAACAACACACAAGGAACUGCACAUACGUGCAAUGGAAAUCCAGCGUUGUCAAAGAAUCUAGGUUCUACCAUGAAAUUUAUAGCUUCUGUCUUUAUCGCUGCCGCUGCUUAAACCGGAAAAUUAAAAACCUGCAAAGUUUUCGAGAAUCUUUACUCUGGACCGUAGUGCUUCAACUUCCGUUGCAAAUUGAUGACCAACAUUUAAACAUCUUGCCUAGCUUUGCCUCAGCAAACGAAAGGAGUGACUUGUACUUUUUGGUUCUUUGCUGCGAAGCCUUUGCUGGAGAAAAUUAUAACAGUCGAACUUCCAUGUGCGAUCAUCUCACAUAAGCGACAGUCUAUCCAAAACUCGUAGUACCACCUUUUAAGAAGAUAGUUGAAUAUUUUCCGUUGUUUUAAACCGAUCCCGUAAGCAAUAACUUGAUAAUUAUAGGGUCGAAGCCCCUCUCUAGGAAUCCGUUGUAGGGAAGUGGACGCAAUUGCCAAAUCAAAGAUGACUUGGGAUCCCUUGGCAAGCAAAAGUACAUAAGAGAAAGGAGGGGUGGCAGUAAAGUCUUCCUUUCCUUGCAUGCUCUUAAGCACUGUAGCCACCCCUAAACCAGAUUCUUGCUCCCUUUAUCACUGAACGAGAAAAACAAUUAUGAUCCAUUUGGGCGACGUUGUCGUUUGAUUACAGGAAUUGUUUACAACGGGACCCGCUGGAUCAACCAUUACUUCUUUAAAGAAUGUUACGCCACGUAAAAACGUUAUAACUCUUCCGCGCCAGUAAAAAAUUUAUUUUCUUCAGUUUUUUAAGACUUAAAUGUCGAUUGUGGUCAAACAGAAGUAUUAACUUGCUCCCCGACCCCCAACCUGGAGAACCCAGGGUAUUUGAGUGACUUGCUGAUGUACGCGGAAAGGUGGGAAUUUGAUAACAGUGAGUGCUAUUGGGGUGCAGAACUUGAUUGCAUAUAGAAUUAGAAGAGGAUUGAAACAAAUUGUCUCAAUUUCAUGUUAAACUAUUUUUGGUGUUGUUAAAGUGUAAUACCUUGAUAAAAUUAUGGCGGGUAUGGAAAAUUGGGAAACUUGUGUUUUUUUCUGUUUCUUCUAUUCCCCUUGCUGUUACCAAGCAAGUGGAAGGGGUUGGGUAUAUGGCAGCACAUCUACAGCAAUAAAGUUCCCAAAAAUCUCCCACACACACUCGUACAGUGUGAGCCACGUCAGAGGGCUCAUUUUUUAGAUGUUUUUUUUCUUUUUAAAGCUUUUUUUUUUUUGUUCAGAGAUACUGUUGAUAACUGUAUAUUAGAUUUCACGCCUCGUAUGCUGUAUAAAUUUUCAUGGUUGCCUGCAUUUUGGGAGCUAUUUCUGGAAGCACUUACGUCACUUUUGUUGACGUUACACGCAGCUUGAUCAAAGUGAAACCAUAGUUAGUAGAGGAGACUGGUCAGGAAACCCGGCAAACAUCAAAGUUGAAAUUAAUAGUGCUGUAAGUUAUGUUGGAAGCUCCCUGACCGUGCACAAUCCUUUGGUUUUUGUUCACAGAUUGUGACUGAAUAAAUUAUUGCAAUGUUUCUAUGAUAGGAAUGUUCUUGAACGUUGUGCAUGGUCAGGUUUAAAAUAGCUAACAAAAACCUAUAACAAAGGGUUUCCGAACCAUUCCACUUAAAUUAACUAUGGUGAAAUUGAAAGCUAAAUGAAGGGAAAAAUCCCUCAUACAAGAUUCAUCUUUCACUUAGUAAAAAUUUUGAUUGAUGCUCAGGUUAGUUUUGUGCAGGUGCCGUUAUUUCAUUUUUGAAGGAAAAUUCAAUUGACUUUUAUUCAUAAACUUGCCUUACAAGGUAUGGUUUCCUCGUAGAUCCUCGGGCACGAAUCAAGAACCCACCGCUGUAGUCUUGCGAACUAUCAAGAUUCGGGAAUUUACAGCUGAGGUAUGCAUUUAAUACGUUAGCUUCAGUUACACCUCGAUUAAUUAAGAAAUGCCUUUGGCUUUAAUUACUGGGAUUUUUUUCUGACGAGCUUUAGAUCAGUCGAAUUCGGCGCGAUCGUUUAUAUUUCGAGAUGGCAAGACACAAUUUUCAUCAUCAGCUAUCGUACUCUGAUCGAACAAAAAUCAAAACGCUGUGGGAGCCGUACACUUCGGCGUCGUGGUUGUGGAUUAAUUGUGAAUGCGGAGGAAUAGUAAGAAAUAAUAUUUUUCGGAUACCCUUCCGUACAAAUACCCUUACUUUUCUCCUUUUCUGUAACAGACGAAAUCUUAACUUUUUCACCGGAAGUCUGCUACAGUCUCAGUCAAAAUUGUUGGGACACUUUGCCAUUUGCAAAGGGAGUUUGCAUUAGAUACUUAAGAAUCUCAUACCUCUGUGAUUGCUGUAAUUUGUUAAUUCUACGCUUGUUAGUUAUCCGUUUGUGAUCAUUUGAGUCGGUUAACCGCAAAACAGUUCCCUUCGAUCGUCCCUUUCGCUUAUUUACCCUCUAAAAGUUUCGUCGUCGAUUAUUUAAUAUUUCUUAUUACAAACGAUUUGUUUAGAAGAAUUCCGUAUGCUUUGAAUGGUAGUUUUAAUCCUUACGUAACAACAAACAAGGAAUUGCACAUACGGACAAUAGAAAUUCAGCGUUGUCAAAGAAUGAGGGUCUUAAAAUCUAGGUUCUACAAUGAAAUUUGUAGCUUCUGUCUUUAUCGCUGUCGCUGCUUAAACCGGAAAAUUAAAAACCUGCAAAGUAUUCGAGAAUCUUUAUGGUUCAACUUCCGUUGGAAAUUGGUGACUAAAAGAUUUAAAUAUCUUGCCUCAGCAAACGAACGGAGUGGCUUGUACUUUUUGGUUCUUUGCUGCGAAGCCUUUGCUGGAGAAAAUUAUAUAAUAGUCGAACUUCCAUGUGCGAUCAUCUCACAUAAGCGACAGUCUAUCCAAAACUCGUAGUACCACCUUUUAAGAAGAUGGUUGAAUACUCUUCGUUCUUUUAAACCGAUCCCGUAAGUAAAAGCUUGAUACACAGUCUAAGCCCCUCUCUAAGUAUCCGUUGUAGGGACAUGUGAUGCUAUUGCCAAAUAAAAGAUGACUUGAGAUCCCUAGGCAAACAAAAGUACAUAAGAUGGAGGGGGGGGGGGGCUGAAAGCCUUCCUUUCCUUGCUCUUAAGCACUGUACCCGCCCCUACACCAGAUUCUUGCUCCCUCUUAACACUGAACGAGAAAAAAAAAUAUGAUCCAUUUGGACGACGACGUCGUUUGAUUUCAGGAAAUGUUUACAGUGGGGACCCGCUGGAUCAACCAAAAAUUACUUCUUUAAAGCAUGUUACGCCACGUAAGAAAGUUAAAACCCUUCCGCGCCGUUAGAAAAUUUUAUUUCCUUCAGUUCUUUAAGACUUUAAUGUCGAUUGUGGUCAAACAGAAGUAUUAACUUGCUCCCCCAUCCCCAACCUGGGGAACCCAGGGUAUUUGACUUGCUGAUGUACGCGGAAAGGAGGGAAUUUGAUAACAGUUACUGCUAUUGGGGUGAACUUGAUGGCAUAUAGGAUUAGACGAGGAUUGAAACAAAUUGUCUCAAUUUCAUGUUAAACUAUUUUUGGUGUUGUUAAAGUGCAAUACUUUGAUAAAAUUAUGGCGGGUAUGGAAAAUUGGGAAACUUGUGGUUUUUUCUGUCUCUCCUAUUCCCCUUGCUGUUACCAAGCAAGUGGAAGGGGUCGCGUAUAUGGCAGCACAUCUGCAACAAAAAAGUCCAUUUUACUUCCAAAAAACUCCCACUCACACUCAUACAGAGUGAGCCACGUCAGAGGGUCAAUCACAAGGCAUAUCAGUAUCCAGCAGUUUUCGGACAAAAACAGGAAGAAUUAGAUCAACUUCAUCUGCGGAAGGUUCCAUCAGUCUACAGCACCUGUUUAAAGAUGUGUUUUUAAAGCUUUUUAUUAUUUUGUUCAGAGAUACUGUUGACAACUGUAUAUUAGAUUUCACGCGUCGUAUGCUGUAUAAAUUUUUUGUGGUUGCCUGCAUUUUGGGAGCUAUUUCUGGAAGCACUUACGUCACUUUUGUUGACGUUACACGUAGCUUCAUCAAAGUGAAACCAUAGUUAGUAGAGGAAACUGGUUAGGAAACCCGGCAAACAUCAAAGUUGAAAAUAAUAGUGCUGUAAGUUAUGUUGGAAGCUCCCUGACCGUGCACAAUCCUUUGUUUUUUGCUCACAGAUUGUGGCUGAAUAAUUAAUGCAAUGUUUCUAUUGGUCAGUAGUUCAAAAUGAUAGGAAAGCUAUUGAACGUUGUGCAUGGUUAGGUUCAAAACAGCUAACAAAAACUUAUAACAAAGGGUUUCCCAACCAUUCCACUUUAAUUAACUAUGAUGAAACGGAAAGCUAAAUGAAGGGAAAAAUCCCUCAUACAAGAUUCAUCUUUUACUUGGUAAAAGUUUUGAUUGACGCUCAGGUUAGUUUUCUGCAGGUCCCGUUAUUUCAUUUGUGAAGGAAAAUUCAAUUGACUUUUUUACAUAAACUUGUCUUACAAAGUAUCAUUUCCUCGUAGAUCCUUUCGUCGUCACGAAUCAAGGACCCAUUGCUGUACUCUUGCGAACUAUCAAGAUUCGGGAAUUUACAGCUGAGGUAUGCAUCUAAUACGUUAGCUUCAGUUACACCUCUAUUGAUUAAGAAAUGCCUUUGGCUUUAAUCGCUGGGAUCUUUUCUGACGAGCUUUAGAUCAGUCGUAUUCGGCACGAUCGUUUGUAUUUCGAGAUGGCAAGACACGAUUUUCAGCUAUCGUACCGUGAUCGAAGAAAAAUCAAAACGCUAUGGAAGCGUACACUUCGGCGUCGUGGUUGUGGAUUAAUUGUGAAUGCGGAGGAAUAGUAAAAAAUGAUAUUUUUCCGGAUACCCUUCCGUACAAAAUACCCUUACUUUUCUUCUUUUCUGUAACAGACGAAAUCUUAACUUUUUCACCGGAAGUCUGCUACAGUCUCAGUCAAAAUUGUUGGGACACUUUGCCAUUUGCACAGGGGCUUUGCAUUAGAUAAGAAAGAAUCUCAUACCUCUUUGAUUGCUGUAAUCUGUUAAUUCUCCGCGUGUUAGUUAUCCGUGUGUGAUCAUUUGAGUCGGUUAACCGCUAAACAGUUCCCUUCGAUCAUCCCUUUCGCUUAGUUAUUGUCUAAAGGUUUCGUCGUCGGUUAUUUAAUAUUUGUUAUUACAAACGAUUUGUUUAGAAGGAUUCCUUACGCUUUGAAUGGCAGUUUUAAUCCUUACGUAACAACAAACAAGGAACUGCACAUACGGUCAAUGGAAAUCCAGCGUUGUCAAAGGAUGUGGUUCUUAAAAUCUAGGUUCUUAUACGCGGGAUUUACUGUAUCCAUAAGGAUAAAACAGAACCAUCAAUGAGUUCCAACCCUGGGGGGAGAAAAACUCCGACCUGUUUUCUUACUGAUGAGCACGGAAAGCGAGAAUUUGUCUAAAGGAGUAAGGGAUUGGAAGGAAGGAGGGGAGGAAGGGGUGGGUAAUUUGAUACCAUAUUAUUAGUUGCGGAUUAAAAAAGACAAACUGCCGCAAUCUCUUGAAAUGAAUUCAUAUCACCUUGAUAAAAUUUUAGCGGAUAUAUAAAGUUGGGAGGAGUUUGAGGAAAAACUGUCUUUCGCAGUAUUACGAGUUAAAUUUGUCACCAGUCUAUUGAGCGGCCACCUCUGAUAAAGCCUGUAUACAGACGUUGUUUUAUUUUUCUUUUCGUUCUUUUCGAAAACAUCGGCAAGUGCGGAGCGCGAGAAUCGAAAGAAAAGUAAAGAACGUCCUCUAUUUUCUUCUUCCCCUACCCUUACCCCCUUGCACUAGCGGUCAAUAAAUCCCCCGCGGGAUAUAUAUCUUUUAUAGCCUGAUAGCCUGUGUACAGACCCCCGUCAGUAACAAUCGGAGAUCGGGCUCCUUCUCCAAAUUUUUACUGAGGUGGGGAGGGGGAGGGGUCUGUGCACAUUCAAUAUUUUUUAUCACCGACGCGCGCUCGACGGACUUUGAAGAGAAAAUGGAGGGUCUGUGAAUAGACUACAAAUAAUUGUAGAAAAGAAUAGAAAAUUAAACCUCUAUUGAGCGGCCACCCCUAUUAAGCGAUCGCGGCCACCUUUCUGCCGUUCCAACAAUAGUUUUUCCAUAGUUGUCAACUCUAUUAAGCGGCCAUCAAGCACUAACUUCACGCACCAACUUUAGCUAUAUUUUAAGAAUAUGAUGAAGACAGUCCGAGAUAGAAAGAGACGGCCGAUUGUGGACUAGUAAUGUGUCCCCCGUUGCGUGUUCGUUUUAAAAUGAAGCGAUGUUUCUAGACCAAAGAAUAUGCAUGAAUGGAGACCAAUGGAGAAACCGAUAUCCUUGGUUGUGGACAUUUCAUACAAAUUCACUCUUGCAUGAGUAUUUUCUUUCUUUAAACACUUGCAUAAGUGAUAAAAAAUGUGUACUUUUUACAUGGAUUGAGUGCUUGAUAAUGAAGGCCCUCAUAUUCAAUAAUCAUAAGUUAUAAUCACUUUAAUAAUUCUCAUGAACUGCAUCCUUAAUGGCAUUGCCUCAUGUAAUCUGAUUUUUUAUCUCAGUGAUUAUGUUUACGGUUGUUGCUAUAUAUAUUCAAAUCAAACUAGAGAUUUCCUAGCCUGCGAACAGCAGACGUAUUUCUGGGAGAGAAGCGACGACCGAAAAUACGUCUGCUGUUCGCAGGCUACCCAUUUGCUCCUGUUGCACACUAAUGUCAUGGACAAAAACAAACUGGAGGACAGACAGGAAGCAGUAUUAAAGAUCAAAUGCUGCGACUGCUAGGCUACUUACAUAGGUGAAACCCGCAGAAAUCAUAACACGCGACUGACCGAACGCAAACGAGCGACGAGAAAUGGUGACGUCAAAAAUCACAUUGCUGAUCACCAUUUACAGACGAAACAUCAAAGCGACUGGGACUCUGCGACAUGUAUUAUGCACCUAUCAAUGUAAACCCCGUUGGGUUGGGGGGCGAGUGCGGGCAAGGGGUGGGGAUUUGACAAAUUUAAAAUUUUUUGAUCAAAUUCCCCAGGGUGGAAAACGAAAGGUCAAUCAAAAGUGUCCAAAAAAGCCCCCACCCCAGGGGAAAAAAUCUAAACAAACAAUACUAUAACACUAUAUAAAACGAAUUAAAAGAAUAUUUCAAAAGUACGUUCUUACUACUUUUAUUUAAGAUUAAGGUAAGCUCCGUUAAAUUCCUCGCUGUAAUUAAGUAUUUUCUCUCUCCACUAGCAUCUCUUAUUUUGAACAACAAAAUCACUCCAGGAAGAUUGACCGUGCUAUUAUAAUAUUAAUGAAACGUAAAAUGCUUUAUAACAUCUGCCCAACAUGUCGGAACAGGUCGGAUUAGUGACCCGUAAAAAAUCCUCUGACUUUCAUGGUGGAAUUCGAUUUCAGUCGAGUUUUACAAUCAGAUGGGAACUUGAAGAUAAAAACUUUCUCAAAAUAGACAUUAUCUGUUUAGAUGACAGUUUAAAGUAUCGGAUUAUGGCGAUUAAAACAGAUUAAAACAAAUGAAAACGUCAUACCUUUCUCCAACAGCGUGACUUUCAGAAAGCCUCGAGGGACGGACUUGGUAACCGCUUCUGAAUUGAAUUGAUACCAGGCGUCUGUCGGUCAAAGUCAAAUGUCCCGACCCCGGGGUCGCUUCACACCAUCAAAGGCCCGACAGAGGGGAUAGUGUCAGGUAUCAAAUCCCCGCCCCUUGCCCUCCCCCCCACGGGAUUGACAUUGAUAGGUGCAUUACGUAUUCUCAGACUACUAUCAACGACCCACUUUAAAAAGCUGGUUUACUAACUGAGAACAAACGUCACUGAAUCGUAGUCAACAGUUGCCGGCACUGUACAAACGACUUUAUUGACGGACUCAAGCAAAACUAAUUACGAAAGAAUGACUGGAUAACCCACAAUUGGACUAACAUAAACGACUGUUUAACUGUGACAAUAUAAACGGAUGGAAAGUCAACUGUCCAAUGACAUUACCAGUCUUCAUAGCUAAUAUUAAAAUCACUACUAACUGACAGGCGACCAAUAACAUCGCGAAAUUAACCAGUCAGAUCAAUAACCAGAGUUUAAUACAGUCGAACCUCCCGCAAGCGAGCGCCCAAAAUGCAAAGACUUAGUGGUCGCUUACGGGAGGUGGUCGCUUACAAGAAUAGAACCACAGGGGGCCUCUUCCUAGAAGAGGUCUGAGCACAGUACUUUAUGAAAGAUGAUUUAUUGUAUGCAAUGUCUUAGUUACGCCAUGUGUACUGAGUUCAAAGUUGUUUCUAAAGUUCUUCGUACAUGUCGUAUAUUCUAAGUAGCAUAGUGCACACAGCGAACUAGGGAUCAGAGAAUGCGUCCAGUGGUCGAGUUUGGUCGCUUACUAGAGCUUAAAAACAAUGGAAAAUCAUUAAACUUUCAGGCCCAAAAAGUGAUCGCGGUCGCUUACAAGAGGUGGUCGUUUACUAGAGGUUCCAACUGUAAGGCUUUGACUGGGAAAGUUUUGGUGCAUGAGUUUUGGAUAGGCGGACUCUUAUGGGAGGUGGUCGCUUACGAGAGGUGGUCCUACGUGGAGGUUCGACUGUACCAUCAACUGACGUAGUACAACUCACUUUGACUCUGCAGAUUAUUACCGCGCGUCAGUCAAUGUCAAUGCAACAAAUACUUCACGAGUGAGCGCAGCGAACGAGUAAAAUAUGUUUCAACACUCAAAGAGAAUUUUCCCAUCACCAGGCGGCCAUAUAAUAUCCUCUAUGUAUACACCAUGUUUAAACAAUGGUAAAUCUUUUUCUUUGGUGUUGUUUUUUUUAAUCUCGAUUAUUAUCACCAAACAAAUGUUAAUAUUUUUCUAUUUUACAGAAGCCCCCAGUCAUACUAUACAACAAAUGAAAAACACGUAGAAGGAUCCGUUUUUGAGGCAAAUCAAAUGUGACUGUGAUAGACAAAAACAAAUAGUACAGGGGUUAAUAAAUAAGCUUUUACUCCAGCUUUUAAUUUACUUUUCAGACCCUCUUCGUUAUCGUAGAUAAAGAGACUGAUGGUAUCAGCAGCAAAAGAAAACCACAAUAUGAGGCUGAGCUGAAAUAGCAAGGCCAGCAAAAAAAAAAAUAUGGGAGACAGGGCAGGAGAAGGAAAAGCGUACUGUGAUCGUGGCAACGCCUAUCACAGUCUUGGAGAUUUCCAGAAAGCCAUAGAGUACCAUCAACGACACCUCAAAAUUUGGGAAGAAGUGGGAGACAGGGCAGGACAAGGAAUAGCGUACUGUGGUCUUGGCAACGCCUAUCACAGUCUUGGAUAUUUCCAGAAAGCCAUAGAGUACCAUGAAGGACACCUCAAAAUUUCGAAAGAAGUGGGAGACAAGGCAGGAGAAGGAAAAGCGUACUGUAAUCUUGGCAACGCCUAUCAAAGUCUUGGAUAUUUCCAGAAAGCCAUAGAGUACCAUGAACGACACCUCGAAAUUUCGAAAGAAGUGGGAGACAGGGCAGGAGAAGGAAGAGCGUGCGGUAAUCUUGGCAUUGACUAUUUUCGUCGUGGAGAUUUCCAGGAAGCCAAACACUACCAUGAACUACACCUCAAAAUUUUGAAUGAAGAGGGAGACAGGGCAGGAAAAGGAAAAGCGUCCGGUAAUCUUGGCAACGCCUAUCACGGUCUUGGAGAUUUCCAGAAAGCCAUAGAGUGCCAUGGACGAGACCUCAAUAUUUCGAAAGAAGUGGGAGACAGGGCAGGAGAAGGAAGAGCGUACGCUAAUCUUGGCAACGACUAUUACCGUCUUGGAUAUUUCCAGAAAGCCAUAGAGUGCCAUGAAGGACACCUCAAAAUUUCGAAAGAAGUGAGAGACAGGGAAGGAGAAGGAAAAGCGUACUAUAAUCUUGCCAACGUCUAUCACAGUGUUGAAGAUUUCCAGAAAGCCGUUCAGUGUUAUAAGAACAGUCUUAUAGCCUUGGACCACAUUAGGAGAAAUCUCAUAUCUAACGACGAAUGGAAGAUUACCCUUAAAAGUACGUAUGAUCAUAUUAAUUUGAGGCUGUGGGAGCUGCAGUUUAAGGAAGGUAAAGUCAGUGAGGCACUUUUAACUGCUGAUCAAGGACGUGCACAAGCCUUAAACGAUCUUCUGGAGUUCAAGUAUGGCCUUAAAGAGUUACACCCAGAAAUAGGAACACUUUCUGCAAGACCAAGUGACUUUGCUUGUUACCUACCACCAAAUACAGCUUUCAUGGGUAUCAGCGAGGGAGGAAUAGUUGUCUGGGUGAACGAGAAAGGAAAUGAAAUCAAAACUAGAAGAACUGAGAUUGAUGUGUCCGUCACAACCUAUUUUCAGUCUCUGUUGGAGGCUACACAUAACGAAAUAGGUGUAAGAGGUGAGGUUAAUUGUGAAGAUCGUUCAUUAGGUAACCCAAGCGAUAAGAAGUUAGCAGAAGAAAGAUCAAGUAAGCCAAAGUCUCAUCCUUCAUAUUUUGAGGCAAAGUCAUUGCAAACAUUUUACAACGUUGUCAUAGACCCUAUAAGAGACUUACUCCAGGGCGAUGAGGUUGUGAUUGUUCCAGAAGGACCUCUGUGUUUGGCGCCUUAUGCUGCUUUCAUGGACUUGAAAUCAAAGUACCUCUGCGAAACGUUUAGAAUUCGUCUGCUCCCCUCGCUUUCUAGUCUGCGAUUAAUCGAAAAUUGUCCAGCAGAUUGGCACAGCAAGACCGACGCUCUUCUUGUCGGCGAUCCGUGGGUACAGGAGGUAACGACGCUAGGGCAGUUAGAGUGGGCCGAAAAAGAAGUGCAGAUGAUUGGGGAAAUACUUCAAACGGAACCUCUCGUUGGAAAGCAGGCAACAAAAGAUGAAGUUUUGAGACGUAUCUCCUCGGUUGCUUUGGUGCACAUUGCUGCUCACGGUGAAAUGGAAACAGGAGAAAUUGUUUUGGCCCCAAACACAACGCCUCCAUCCGUGGAUCCAGCCAGGGAGGACUAUAUCUUAACUAUGAAAGAUGUUUUAAAGGCGCAGAUUAGGGCAAGACUUGUUGUACUUAGUUGUUGUCAUAGUGCUCGGGGAGAAGUCAAAUCUGAGGGUGUGGUCGGCAUCGCGCGUGCUUUUUUGGGUGCCGGUGCUCGUUCUGUUCUGGUCUCCCUAUGGGCGAUUGACGACGAGGCUACGAUGGAGUUCAUGGAAUUUUUCUACCGACAACUAGUCAAUGGAAGAAGUGCCAGUGAGGCUCUAAAUAAAGCCAUGAAAUCCAUGAGAGAAUCUGACCGCUUUAGUGCAGUGAAGUACUGGGCACCGUUUGUUCUCAUUGGUGACGACGUGACGCUUGAGUUUGAGGGCAUCAAAUAA
Messenger RNA from Porites lobata, 11963 nucleotides. Lineage: Eukaryota; Metazoa; Cnidaria; Anthozoa; Scleractinia; Poritidae. The record is from the annotation of a GenBank genome assembly.